Messenger RNA from Eruca vesicaria subsp. sativa (arugula), 498 nucleotides. NCBI's taxonomy places the organism in Eukaryota, Viridiplantae, Streptophyta, Magnoliopsida, Brassicales, Brassicaceae. The record is from the annotation of a GenBank genome assembly.
AUGGUUGUCGAGCGAAAGCGGGAAACGAUUUGCGGCGAUAUGGGGAAGUGUAUCAGAGCUCUCUCUUGCAGCGGAGCUCACACUCUUUUCCUCACCGAAACGAGGAGAGUCUUUGCAACAGGUCUUAAUGAUUUUUGCCAACUUGGUGUCUCGGAUGUUAACAUUCAUGCUUUGGAGCCGCUUGAAGUUUCUGGGAUUGAAAAGGAUAUACUGCACAUCUCAGCUGGUUAUAACCACUCUGCUGCUGUUACAGUGGAUGGGGAACUUUAUAUGUGGGGGAAGAAUACGAGUGGACAGCUUGGACUUGGGAAAAAGGCUGCAAGAGUGGUACAUGUGCCAACCAAAGUGCAGGCUCUGAAAGGGAUCACUAUCAGAUCAGUGGCUUUGGGUUCUGAGCAUUCAGUUGCUGUUACUGAUGGAGGUGAAGUUCUGAGUUGGGGAGGAGGAGGAUCUGGGAGACUUGGCCACGGUCACAAGUCCAGUCUAUUGAAAAGUUGA